AUGAGGCUAAUGUUAGGGACAAACAACCAGAUCCAGGUAAAAAUUGGGAGUAUUAGCCAUGUUACCUGGAUGAGAACGAAGAAGAAGACUCCUGGAAGUGACUCAAAGAUACAGAAGAAACCAACUCAGGAAAUCUUCUGUAAACUGAACAUACUUUUACAGGCUGUGAAGCAGAAGGGCAUCCUCUUACUUUCCAUUACUUACUUUAGGAUGUCAAACUUGGGACAAUUUGACUCUGAUUUUUACCAAUCUAAUUAUACCAUUGAUAAUCAGGAGCAGAGUCGUAAUGAUUCUAAUGCCUAUGAAAAUCUUUAUGGAUCUAGAAAACAACAAGCCAGUGAGCAGCCUCAGCCUGCCUUUGUCCCACCAGAGAUGCUCAUGCCAUCAGGUUACGCCGGACAAUUUUUUCAGCCAGGAUCCAACCUGGAGUAUUAUUCACAAUCUCCUUACAGUGACAAUUUUGAUGAAGAGCCUCCUUUGCUAGAAGAACUUGGAAUUAAUUUUGAUCACAUAUGGCAAAAAACUUUGACAGUGUUAAACCCACUGAAGGCAGCAGAUGGCAGCAUUAUGAAUGAAACCGACCUAGCUGGGCCCAUCCUGUUCUGCAUUGCACUGGGAGCCACCCUGCUUCUGGCAGGAAAAGUUCAGUUUGGUUAUGUGUAUGGCAUGAGUGCCAUUGGCUGCCUAGGGAUUUGCGCUUUACUAAACUUGAUGAGCUCUUCAGGGGUGUCCUAUGGCUGCGUGGCAAGUGUACUGGGUUACUGCCUACUGCCCAUGGUCAUCCUGUCCAGCUGUGCCAUCUUCUUUUCACUGCAGGGCACAAUUGGAACUGUGUCAGCACUGAUCAUCAUUGGCUGGUGUAGUCUCUCAGCUUCCAAAAUCUUCAUUUCAGCCUUGGACAUGGAAGGACAACAGCUUCUCAUUGCCUAUCCUUGUGCCUUACUUUAUGGACUUUUUGCCCUCCUAACUGUUUUCUGAAGAGUAUUGGAGAUGGAGUUACAAGAUUUUAUUUGUUUGCUGUUCAGAUUAUCCUGGAAAUGUAUUAGCGUUCAAAUUCAAUAAUACGAUUUCUGUUUUAUUGCUAUUGAGAGAAUAACAGCAGAAAGAGAAAAUAGCACUUAAGGCUAAUGCUUUAAUAGCAUGCUUGGUUUGAAUGAUGUUUUGCUUUUCAGUUUGGUGCCUUAAACAGUUAAACAUACUUUAAAAUAAAAGGGAUAAAACUGUAUUAAUUGACCCUGCUUUUCUCAAUAGAUGUAUUUCUUAGGAAGUGUAAGUGAGUAAAAUCAUAUGCUGACUGGAUGCAUAAUUAGCUUUACAAGAUAACUUCAUGGUAGCUUAAGCUGUAUGCACAUGGUUCAAGUCACACAGUCCAAUACCUUCGGAAAAUUGCAAUAGUGCCUUAUAUAGGGUUUUAUUUACCUGAGAUUCAAAUAACCUCCUGUCUUUCAAUUCACUUACUUUAGCAACUGUUCUUUGAUCUUAUUCGGACAAUGCAUUAACUCACCACAUUUUUAAGCCCUCACUUCCUUCUUACUUGGUUUAGAUGCCAUGGUCCAUUGCUAUAAUUU
This is a messenger RNA of Pteropus alecto (black flying fox), 1568 nucleotides long. RefSeq names its product Yip1 domain family member 7 (gene YIPF7). The transcript is spliced from 7 exons. NCBI's taxonomy places the organism in Eukaryota, Metazoa, Chordata, Mammalia, Chiroptera, Pteropodidae. Bases 1 to 978 code for a protein of 325 amino acids. Gene Ontology annotation, biological process: endoplasmic reticulum to Golgi vesicle-mediated transport; vesicle fusion with Golgi apparatus. Gene Ontology annotation, cellular component: trans-Golgi network; membrane. The record is from RefSeq and is a predicted model, not a curated record.